Molecule: messenger RNA, 1615 nt
Organism: Boleophthalmus pectinirostris (great blue-spotted mudskipper)
Lineage: Eukaryota; Metazoa; Chordata; Actinopteri; Gobiiformes; Gobiidae
Gene: yy1a
Product: YY1 transcription factor a
Exons: 5
Coding region: 105-1139 (344 amino acids)
Biological process (GO): regulation of transcription by RNA polymerase II
Cellular component (GO): transcription regulator complex; PcG protein complex
Molecular function (GO): RNA polymerase II cis-regulatory region sequence-specific DNA binding; DNA-binding transcription factor activity, RNA polymerase II-specific
Source: RefSeq, a predicted model, not a curated record
ACUUGCGCGCUGAGUUUUUGGAGAGGGAGGAGGACCGCUGAGGGAACAGGAAGGCGAGCGGAGUGGAGAAACUGUUUUAAAUAGUAAAAAUAAGUACAGGACUCAUGAUGGCUUCGGGGGAUACGCUGUAUAUAGAGACAGACGGCUCGGAUAUGCCGGCGGAGAUAGUAGAACUUCACGAAAUAGAGGUAGAAACCAUAGACACAGACGAGCACCAGCCUAUGAUCGCCUUACAGCCUCUUGACACGGACGACCCGCACUCGAUUCACCCGCACCAAGAAGUGAUCCUGGUGCAGACGAGAGAGGAGGUGGUGGGCGAGGAUGACUCCGAACUGCACACAGACGAUGGAUAUGAAGAACAAAUACUCAUCCCGGUCCCCGCGGACGAGGACUAUAUCGAACAUACUCUGGUUACUAUUCCCGGAAAAAGCUCUUCGUCUGGCAGAACGAAGAAGGCUGGAGGAAGCAAGAAAGGGGGCAAAAAGAGCUACUUCAGUGCAGGGGAGAUGGGGAGAAAAUGGGAGCAGAAACAGGUUCAAAUAAAGACUUUGGAGGGGGAGUUCUCCGUAACUAUGUGGGCAUCUGAUGACAAAAAAGAUAUUGACCAUGAAGAACAAAUCUCAGGUGAAAAUUCUCCUCCAGAUUAUUCUGAAUACAUGACUGGGAAGAAACUCCCACCUGGGGGUAUCCCAGGCAUUGACCUGUCUGACCCCAAACAGCUGGCAGAGUUUGCACGAAUGAAGCCCAGAAAAGUAAAAGAAGAUGACUCUCCCAGGACAAUAGCAUGCCCACACAAAGGAUGUUCUAAAAUGUUCAGGGACAACUCUGCAAUGAGAAAGCACUUGCACACCCACGGGCCUCGUGUGCACGUGUGUGCAGAGUGUGGGAAAGCGUUUGUUGAGAGCUCCAAACUGAAGAGGCACCAGCUUGUACAUACAGGAGAGAAGCCUUUCCAGUGCACUUUUGAAGGCUGUGGUAAGAGAUUCUCACUGGACUUUAAUUUACGUACUCAUGUUCGUAUUCACACUGGAGAUCGGCCAUAUGUGUGCCCCUUCGACGGCUGCAACAAAAAGUUUGCCCAGUCAACAAACCUGAAGUCACACAUCCUGACACAUGCCAAAGCUAAGAACAACCAGUGACUGCUUCAGAGUGGGAACUAGUGGACAGCCCCCCCCUAGAGUCUGCACUCUAAACUGAGAGAUGAUCCUUUUCUCAGACAUUUUUAUGUACAGUAAGUUUGAUGGGCUGUGGAACCCUCACCCUCAGGUCUCCUCUGUGUUUGGCACUACCUGGGUUUAAAAAAAAAAAAUCUUCUUCUGAAGACCUCAAGGAUUGGCACCUAUACUUAUUUAUACUGUUUCACAUUUUGUAAGUCAAGUUGUAUUGAUCCUCAGCAAUGAUAUUUUCACUUUUGUACUUUUCCAGUGUGCAUAUUGUACACUGAUUGUGCUUAUGUAGUUAUUAUUUGAGUAGCUUCUCUUUGAAGAGGUUUGAGAUUUCUCUUGUGUUUCUGCUGAACAGGGUGGUUAGUUUUUUGUACAAUGCUGUAUCUAAAUCAUGUUAAUAAUCGCCAUGUGAUUUUUUUCCAUAGUAAUAAAAAUAUUUUCCCCUUAAA